CCCAGUGCCUGGCUCUGGGCAAUGCUGUCAGUGCAGCCAGGCAAGGAGCUGCAUCUCCCUUCAUCCAAUGCCAGCAUAAGGACACUUUGGAGUCUCCCUGAGAUUUCUGUCCAAGGUGGGAGCUUCAAUGCAGGAUGAAAACCUUUUCUGGAGCAUCUCUGAGUUAUAAGAUUGAUGGGGAAAGGCAGAUGUGUUCUGACAGUGACAAUGCUGCUGGGUUGGUGACAUGAGAAAAGCCCUUGUCUACAAAUGUGGAGCUGGGCUGUGGUGGAUGCAACUCUUUCCAGCAAUAUCUGGUGAUCUUUAAGGAAAACUUGGGAGUGUGAACAUCCUCCAUUUGAGAAAAGUAAAAGCCCAGAGAAACUCUGAACAGAAUCAACUGACAGACUGUCUCCACUCAUCACUUUGCCUCACAAAACGUGCUCUGUUCUCACUGCGGGCAGCAGAAAUACAGAGGGUUUCUGAUAUCCAAGAAUACCAGGAGAGAUACAGAUGGAGAUUAAAAAGAAAACCUCAGAACUCUUAAAUACAGAAGCUUGUCAGUGUGUGUUACAGAGGAGGGUGUAUGGGAAAUGGCUUUGAUUUUGGUUACAGACAUCUCCUCUAACUCUUCAUUAUCCUUUCUCCAUGAACAGGUCCCCAUGUGCAGCCCCAGCAAAUGUCCAACAGCAGCUCCAUCAGCCACUUCCUCCUGCUGGCAUUGGCAGACACGCGGCAGCUGCAGCUCCUGCACUUCUGCCUCUUGCUGGGCAUCUCCCUGGCUGCCCUCCUGGGCAACGGCCUCAUCAUCAGCGCCGUAGCCUGCGGCCACCACCUGCACACGCCCAUGUUCUUCUUCCUGCUCAACCUGGCCCUCAGCGACCUGGGCUCCAUCUGCACCACUGUCCCCAAAGCCAUGCACAAUUCCCUCUGGGACACCAGGAACAUCUCCUACAAAGGAUGUGCUGGACAGCUCUUUUUCUUACUGUUCUUCAUGGGAGCAGAGUACUAUCUCUUGACCCUCAUGUGCUAUGACCGCUACGUGUCCAUCUGCAAACCCCUGCACUACGGGACCCUCCUGGGCAGCAGAGCUUGUGCCCACAUGGCAGCAGCUGCCUGGGCCGGUGCCUUUCUCAAUGCUCUGCUGCUCACGGCCAACACAUUUUCCCUGCCCCUGUGCCAUGGCAAUAUCCUGGGCCAGUUCUUCUGUGAAAUCCCACAGAUCCUCAAGCUCUCCUGCUCCAAAUCCUACCUCAGGGAAUUUGGACUCAUUGCCAUUACUGCCAGUUUAUCAUUUUGUUGCUUUGUGUUCAUUGUUUUCUCCUAUGUGCAGCUCUUCAGGGCUGUGCUGAGGAUCCCCUCUGAGCAGGGACGGCACAAAGCCUUUUCCACCUGCCUCCCUCACCUGGCUGUGGUCUCCCUGUUCCUCAGCACUGCAAUGUUUGCCUACCUAAAGCCCCCCUUCGUGUCCUCACUAUCCCUGGAUUUGGCCCUGUCAGUUCUGUACUCAGUGGUGCCUCCAGCCCUGAACCCCCUCAUCUACAGCCUGAGGAACCAGGAGCUCAAGGCUGCAGUGAGGAGACUGAUGACUGGAUGCUUUCAGAGACAUUAAACUGCUGGCCAAUUUCAGCAAAUAUUUUCUAAUACAUGUCUUCUUUGAUAUUUCUUGGUGGUUUGAUUCUGUAUGGGUCUUUUUCCUUUUUUCACUUUUUUCA
Molecule: messenger RNA, 1694 nt
Organism: Passer domesticus (house sparrow)
Lineage: Eukaryota; Metazoa; Chordata; Aves; Passeriformes; Passeridae
Product: olfactory receptor 14J1-like
Exons: 1
Coding region: 659-1591 (310 amino acids)
Biological process (GO): G protein-coupled receptor signaling pathway
Cellular component (GO): membrane
Molecular function (GO): G protein-coupled receptor activity; olfactory receptor activity; odorant binding
Source: RefSeq, a predicted model, not a curated record